Pestalotiopsis fici W106-1 is the source of this 1206-nucleotide messenger RNA. RefSeq lists its product as uncharacterized. The coding region runs from base 1 to 1206 and encodes 401 amino acids. Gene Ontology annotation, biological process: transmembrane transport. The transcript has a single exon. Gene Ontology annotation, cellular component: fungal-type vacuole membrane. Gene Ontology annotation, molecular function: transmembrane transporter activity. NCBI's taxonomy places the organism in Eukaryota, Fungi, Ascomycota, Sordariomycetes, Amphisphaeriales, Sporocadaceae. The record is from RefSeq and is a predicted model, not a curated record.
AUGAGCUACGGCGUCUUUCAAGAAUUCUUCUUUGCCAACUGGACGCUCCAGGGCAGCCGCGAGGUCACGGGCAUCAUUGGCACCACGCUCAACGGUGUCACGUACCUGGCCAUGCCGCUGCUCUUUGCCCUCUUCACCCGGCGCUGGGCCCAUUGGCGGCGGUCGGCGGCCCUCUGCGGCGCGGCCCUGACGGCCUCGAGCUUUCUGCUCUCGUCCUUGAGCACCGACGUGUGGCACCUGGUCGCGACGCAGGGCGUGCUCGCGGCCCUUGGCACGGCCCUCAUGUUCAGCCCGACGACGCUGUCCCUCGGCGAGUGGUACAAUGACGGAAACCGGGCCCUGGCCUAUGGCGUGACGCUGUCGUGCAAGAAUAUCGUGGGCUCGGCUUGUCCGUUCCUGAUGCGCGUCUUGCUGGACGCGUACGGCUUCCGGACGACGCUGCGCAUCUGGGCCGCCGUGGCCGCCGGCACGGGCAUCCUCGCCGUCCUGCUGAUUCCGACGCACCCCUCGGCGUUGGUCUCUGCGAGCAGCGAGUCUCGCGCGCCGAGAAGGAUCCCGUGGUCUUUUCUUCGGCACCGCACCUUUUGGGUAUACAGCGCGGCGACGACGCUGCAAAGCUGCGGCUACGGUAUCCCCCAGACGUACCUCAACACCUACGCCCACGAGGUGGCUCUGCUGUCGCAGACAUCGGCAACGCUGCUGCUGACACUCUUCAACGUGCCGGGCAUCGCCUCGUCUUCCUUCUUUGGCUACCUGAGCGACAACCGCCGAUUCCCGCUGUCGGCGGCGGCCGUGACGGCCAUCUCGGGCGUCAUGUCGGGUCUUGCAGCCCUGCUAUUUUGGGGCCUCACAUCUCCCGGCAGCAUGGCCUUGUUGGUCUUGUUCUCCGUCACGUUUGGCUUUGCCGCCGGCGGGUACAGCGCGACGUGGGGAGGUCUCCUGAACGAAAUGGCCUCUGAAGCCGCCCAGAGGAACGAGGCCAUCGAUACCGGCAUGGUGUACGGGCUUCUCAAUGGCGCACGGGGUAUUGGAUACGUAGUUGGUGGCGUUGUGGGAGUGCCAUUGCUCAAUGCCGGUAGCCACCAUCAGGUGGGCAGUUUCGGUUAUGGCACCAGUUAUGGGCCCAUUAUCAUUUUUACGGGACUGUCAUCGCUCUUGGGCGGUUGGGGUUUGCUUUGGAAGUGGAAGAGGCUUAUAUGCUUCUGA